This is a messenger RNA of Amblyraja radiata (thorny skate), 2904 nucleotides long. RefSeq names its product cytochrome C oxidase assembly factor 1 (gene coa1). Gene Ontology annotation, cellular component: mitochondrial inner membrane. Gene Ontology annotation, biological process: mitochondrial respiratory chain complex I assembly; mitochondrial respiratory chain complex IV assembly. NCBI's taxonomy places the organism in Eukaryota, Metazoa, Chordata, Chondrichthyes, Rajiformes, Rajidae. The record is from RefSeq and is a predicted model, not a curated record. The transcript is spliced from 7 exons. The coding region runs from base 208 to 618 and encodes 136 amino acids.
AUUUUCAAGUCGCUGAGAAGGCUUCUUAUCCUGCUGGAUGGAUUGUGUGUUCUAACCUCUGGCGAUUGACACAGCUGCUUCCAUCAAUGGCACUUCUCUGGUGAUUUCUUAAGAGGGCUUCUGCUGGUCUUCUGGUGCCUUGACCCUUGGCUUUCUCACUCCUAUAUUUCCACUGGCAAUUGCUCAACAGUCUCUGAAGUUUUCACAAUGCCAGUUUCAACACAUGCUUUACAACAGAUGGCAAUCUAUUUGGGGAUAGUUUCUGGAGGAGGAUGUGCAGCAAUGUAUUACCUUAUACAACAAACCUUCGCCAAGUCAGAAUAUUACAAGUUGGCAAUCGAAGAGCUCAAGAAAAAUGACAUAGCACUGGAUGCCUUGGGAGCCCCUCCUCUCCAGAUCAGAAAUAUCAAACUUACCAACAGAAACAACCGCGUGGAUGGAAUAAGUGCAAGGAUUAUAAUUCCAGUAUGUGGAAAUAAAUCAGCUGGUUAUCUCCACACCUAUUGUAUAAGGGACACUGUACAGAAAAGAUGGUUUCUACAAGAGGCCAUUUUACAAUUGCUCGAUGGCCAACACUUUUCAGUUUUCUCCGUGACCAAGGAUGAAGACCAAAGCUAAUAUAUGUGCAAUGCCUUUCAAAAGUGUUUUUUGGACAAUCAAAUUAACAGAGUCCUGGCGGUAACAGGAUGCCCAUUUCAUAUAUCUGUAAACUUCAAAAGGUGCUCACCUUCUGAUAUGUAAAAAAUGAUUGGUGAAGAUUGAGCACUGGUUCAUCCAGAAAUUACCGUAAAAUUCUAAGACUGGGUUUUCAAUUUCAGUUUAAUGCAAAUGUCCUACUUGUCCAGCAAGACAUAUUCUUCUGGCAAUAAAUUUCAAUUCUGUAAAGUACAGGUUACCUUAAUUAAUAAACCCGACUAUAACAAACUCGAAAUUGUGCAAAAUAGAAAGUACUUUGUUACAGUGCUCAGGAAUGGAAAUGACAUUACUUGUACUCAUUUAUAGAGAAUACUUUGUUGGCCAAUUUGCAAAUAUUAAAUGUUUUUCAUCUUUCAGACUCAAACAAAAAAUAUUUUCAUGAAAUAUUCGACCUAGAUCUAGAAGAACUUGGAAGGAUAGCCAAGCAAUAACAGAGCCAAGUUUUGGGAAAUAAAUUCAAAAGAAAGCUUGAUCACCAUUUGAAAGUAUGCUGCUCUCGUAGAGGAAGAUUUAUAUGGUGUGCAUUCAUUCAACUGCAGAUACCAGCAUCAAAUAAAGUGCACCAAAAGAUUAUGACGAUUAUCUGGGAAAACUAUACAAGCAGGUUUGGAGAUGUCUUAUUAGGUGAAUAAAUGUGUUUUGUAGAUGACACUCUCACAGUGUGAGAGUGGUGGAGGGAAUGAAUGUUUAGAAUUAUGGAAAAUUUACAAUCUGUAGUAUUUGAUAGAGUGUUACCUAGGCUAAUUCCAUCUUCCAACACCAGUUACAUACGCUCUUCGUUACUCUUCAAAUACACAUUCCAGUACUGUUUAAAUGUGAUGAGAGUUUCUCCAACCACCACUCUUUUGGGCAAUGAGUGCUGGACCUCUAUCGACCAAGGUAAGUUAUUUUUGUUAUCUUCCCUCAUCCAUCUACCAAUUACUUUCAAUCUACAUCCCUAGGUUUCUAGCCUGUAUGCCAAAGGAACUUCUACCUUUCUACUUUCCCCAGACCCUUCCUAAUUUAAUACUGCUCAAUGAGAUCUCCUCCCACAUCAGGAACAUUUUUCCUGCAUCUAGCCUGCACAAUCCUUUAAGAAUUUUAUAUUUCGAUAAGACCUUCUCUCAUCCAGUGAAUACAAGCCCAGUCGACACAUUCUUUCAUCAUAUGCAGAUAGUAUUCCCCAUAAAUACUAUCGUCAAAUGCAAUUACAAAGGAGAAGAUAGAGUGCAGAAUACAACUCUCAGCAUAGUAGUGCAUCAAUUCCAUAGACAGUCCAAUGUCCUCAAUGGGAUAAACAAUGAAUUGGACAGUUCGCUAGCUUAUGGAAAGAUCAUUCAAAAGCCUGGUACAGGGGAAAAAGCCAUUUCAGAAUUUGGUGGUGCAUGCUUUAAAGCCUCUGUACCUUCUGCCCAACAAGAGCAGGAAGAAGGAAUAUGCGGAGUGGGAGAGUCUUUGAUAAUGUUGGCUGCUUUUCUAAAGCAGCGUUAUGUGUAGAUGGAGUCAAUGGUGGGGAGUCCAAUCCAUAUGAUGGACUGGACUAUAUCUACAACUCUUUGCAAUUUCUUGCAAUCUUGGGCAGAGCUAAUCCCACACCAAUCUGUGAUGCAACCUGACAGUAUUCUGUCAAUGGUGCAUCUAUUGAUGUUUGUCAGUCAUUAGAGACAUGGCAAAUUCCCUCAGUCUCAUAAUGAAGAAGAGGUGUUGUGCCCUCUUGGCCAUCGGAUCAAUGUGUUUUGUUCACAACCGAUUGUUUGUAAUAUUAUCGCCAAGGAAGUUGAAGCUCUCAACCAUUCUAUUUUGGCACCAUUGAUGCCAAUUGGGGCAUGUACACCACCAUGUUUCCCAAAGUUGAUAACCAUCUUAUUUGCCUUGUUGACAUUGAUGGAGAGGUUACCCAUUUAUCUGCUAAAUGGGUGAGCAGCUGAGCAUGGUCAAGUGUGGCUAUUAUACAGUCAUUUAAGCAGGACCAUAAAGAGGGGACCAUAAUUAUUCCCUGCCCACACCGCCCAAGUUUGGUGCAGAGCUUUGCACAAUCUUGUGGGUUAAAGAAUGUUGAAAAAUCAGCAAAUUUCAUGUUUAGUGUCUGUAGUUUGUUUUCAAAAAAUAAAUUAAAUGAGGUUACAAACUUGAAAGUGAUGUGCCUAGCAUUAGUUAACCGUGUUUGUCUACCGUUUCUAGCUGGAAGUUUUCACUUGGUUAUCAGUACAGUACUUGCUACCAUAAAAA